Hyposmocoma kahamanoa is the source of this 1927-nucleotide messenger RNA. RefSeq names its product synaptic vesicle glycoprotein 2C-like. Gene Ontology annotation, biological process: transmembrane transport. Lineage: Eukaryota; Metazoa; Arthropoda; Insecta; Lepidoptera; Cosmopterigidae. Bases 105 to 1688 code for a protein of 527 amino acids. Gene Ontology annotation, cellular component: membrane. Gene Ontology annotation, molecular function: transmembrane transporter activity. The transcript is spliced from 10 exons. The record is from RefSeq and is a predicted model, not a curated record.
UUACCUCAUUUAGUCGGCCGUAAUGAGAAUGCCACUAGAGUGUCAUAAAGUACUCGAUUGCUUCGACCAGCUGGACAAUCGGUAUAACACCAGUAGUUGUUAAGAUGGUGACCACACGCGACACGGAAGCUCCGGCGAAUAGAGAGGAGAUACCGCAUGACCACCUUUUCAGAGUGACUGGUUUGUCUUCUAGCAAUUUGGAGAAAUUGGCACAGGAACCCCCAGCAGACUUCGAAACCGCGAUAGCAGCAACAGGCUAUGGUUGCUUCAACAUCGUGCUAAUGCUGGCCUCCUUACCCGCCUUCUGGAGCGCCGUAUCUGUCACCAGCUCUGUCAGCUACAUCUUCACCAGAGCCCAGUGCGAUAUGCAACUCAGCUUGCUUGACAUGGGCACUGUUAACGCUAUCACCUACGGAGGAAUGAUCGCGUCAGCUAUGAUCUGGGGAUUCCUCUCCGACACACUGGGUAGGCGCUGCAUAAUGAUAUACGGUUUCUUCGGCUCAGGCCUGGUGGAGAUCAUGGCUGCCAUGAGCCAGAAUUUCACCAUGUUGCUCGUUACCAAAUUCGCAAGCGGCUUUUUAUUCAACGGUCCCUUCGCAGUCCUAUUGACAUACAUUGCAGAACUUCAUCGCACCGAGUAUCGAGCGCGUGUUAUAUUGUUAACCAGUCUCUUCUACACCUUUGCUAACAUUACUCUUCCAUUACUAGCUUGGAGCCUGCUUACUAGAGAUAUCAAUGUUUAUCUAUUUGGACAAGAAUUUGUAAUCCAUGCCUGGAAUCUGUUUCUGCUGGCCUCAGCGAUGGUACCGCUGAUGACGGGAGUAGCAUUCAUCUUCCUUCCAGAGAGCCCCAAGUUCCUCAUGUCUAGAGGCAGGAACGAAGAGGCAAAACAAGUAUUUAAGAAAAUCUUCAUCCUGAACACUGGAAACCGGAAAGAGGACUAUCCGAUCACAAACCUAUUGGAAGAAAAGUCAGAGCAACAAGGCCGAGGAAUAGCAGCACUAAGAGGCGGCUGGGCACAGAUCUCUCCACUGUUUAAAGUACCUCACGCGCCUUGGUUAUUCCUCAUUUGCGUUAUUCACAUUGGAGCCAUGUUUGGAUCGAACACAAUUCGCCUUUGGUACCCUCAGUUGGCAGCAAUGAUUGGUUCAGACUCUAACAAGACCCUCUGCUCGGCCAUCGAUCCUACACAGGCCCCCGUCGUCAGCGACACCUCCUGCAUUCCGAUAGAAACUGACAUGCUGACGUACCUGCAGAGCUCAAUUGUCGGUGCGGGGUCGGUUUUGACUUAUGGGAUUGGAAGCCUUUUGAUUAAUAGGUGUGGCAAGAAAAUCGUAGCAGGUUUCUGCUGUGUGGCCAGUGCUGCGGCGGUACUGAUGAUGCCGUUCCUGGGCACAGGGUCCUUCUCCGUGGCAGCGAUGGUGACGGCAGCUUUAGCUUUUACUUCGCUUUGUGGGGCUGCGUUAUCUAGUAUCUGUGUGGAUCUCUUUCCUACUUCAUUAAGAGUAAUGGCCAUGGUGACUUUCCUCAUGUGCGGCCGCCUUGGCACCAUAGCAGGAACGGUGGCAUUUCCAGCUUUAAUAGGCUUCGGUUGUUUCCCGCCUUUUAUUACUAUCACAGCCGUUUUAGCUGCAAUCGGCGUGGCCUGCCUGUUUCUACCAAAUACAAAUUUAAAGAAAUUAGAAUAAACUAAUAUUAAGAAUCAAGCCCAAAUAAGACCGACUUGUUACUUCGGCAGUGGCACCAAUAAGCAGUAUUGUGUAAAUAUUUUUUUUAAAUGGUAGGUAUUUUAAAAAAAUAAUUCCAUUGUUUCGUUUUUACAAUUGUGUAGGAGAUAUGUUCCAGUGUGGUUAGAUUUGUACUUUCACAAAAAAGAAAAUUUAUUUUACUAUGAAAUAAAAUAAAACUUCUCGAAUUUUUUUAAAAA